AUUUUAUAGGAGGGGUUUUCAAGUUCUUCGUGCGAACCCCGACGACGAAAUCAUUCCAUCCAGCCGUCGAAGCCGUGUUCUCGGGGGUUUGGGAUUGUGAUUUUGUAUAAAUCUCUAAAGUUUAUGUGCCAACAACUAUACAAAACAAAGAUUCGAACGAGCUGACUGCUAAGCUGCUCCCAGGAUCUGCCGAGCCCGCAUUAUCUGUGAUAUACAGCUCAGCCUCUCGUCCGUCCUAUAAGGGCUGGGCCACUUGGGGCAAGCAGGCAAGUCCUAAGCAGCUUCCAGCGGUGACCUCCCCUGACCUCUGUCACAGAGGCAAAAACACUGCUACCUGCUUAUUGACUGCAUCACUACGAACCAUUGUUACUUAGUCUAUAAUUGAAACAAUAUGCAAUCUGUGAAAAUAAGUAUAAUAUUAGGUGGAUAUUGUAGAAAAUUAUUCUAUUUAUAAUAAUUGUCUGAUGUCUAAUGUUUCUGUAAUAUUAUGUGUUCCACAUCUAAUUAAGGAUAAUUGUUACUCCAAUAUUGAUACUGUUACCGUACCAAUGCAAUGUAAUUACUCCACCUCCAAGUUGGCGGUGAACACAAAUAAAUUUGGUGCUUUUGAGCGAGUCGAUGACAAGAAUGAAAGUCAGCGAGUUAGUGUAAAAAUGAUAGAUAAUAAUAUUUAUAAUGUAGAAUUUGUUGAUAGUACCCAACAAAACCAAAUGAUUGGCGAUACGCCUACCUACUGCAUUCCUUUAAUGAUUAACGCCAUAACAGUCCAGGGUAUCUCAUACAGUGACCCGUAUUUCAGUAGCUUUAACUUAAAGUAUAAGAUGGCGUUUGGAGCGCCAGAGUAUAUGAACAAGUCUGAUUACGCUUUUAAAUCUUCAGUUUGUAUUAAACGAGAUGAGCCUUGCGAGUCGAAACUAUUUAACGAAAAGUCUGCUCAUAAUAUUGUAUGCAAAACGAAAACUCGAAUGAUCACUUACGACGACAAGUUAAGUACACAUCAUGACAAUAAUGGAGUCGGCAAGAGGACCUCAGCUAUGAGGCAGUUUGCUGAUGGAGAUCUCACAUUGGACGCUAUGUUGGAGCUGACCAAGAACGAAGAGCGAAUGACGAAAGCGAUGAGGAAGGAUCAACUGGACAGUUGGGGUGUUCCGCGGAUACUGCGCCUCCGCGGUGGAGGCGAGAGCUCCCUUAAUGCGGCGACGGGCUGGGGAAGCCCGCCGGCCAAUAAUAGCGCUGGGAAUUGGGGCGGAAACUCCAGCGGUCAAACAAAUAAUGGAUCUAACAAUACUCAACAAUGGAAUAACACGGCUCAACGCCCGCCUACUUCCCAAGCCGAUAUGAACAGCAAUAAGGGCAAUGGCAACCAAAUGCCGCCGACGAGUGCAGCCUCAGGGCAAAAUUGGCAGAGUUCCCCACCAAACAUGCCAAAUUCGCAGCCUAACAACAACGGUGCGCCCGCAAAUAACGGCACUAACAAUGGUGGCAAUGGUAACAAUGGAGGCACGAACCAGCCAAAUGCAGCUGGUAAUGCUAACGGACCCUCACCUAACGGGAAUAAUGGAAAUUCUAUGACUGCUUCAUCUGCAAAAAUUGAGCAGCUCAAUUCUAUGAGAGAGAUUCUUUACAGUCAAGAUGGAUGGGGUGGUCAACAUGUGAACCAAGACACCAACUGGGAUGUACCUGGGUCUCCUGAACCAGGUUCAAAAGUUGAGCCAACUGCUGGGGGACCAGCAUGGAAGCCAAACGUUAAUACUGGUGCUUUUCUCGGUACUGAUCUGUGGGAAGCAAACCUUAGAAACGGAGGCCAGCCGCCACCUCAGCCGGCCGCCAAAACUCCAUGGGGACAUACGCCCACCACCAACAUUGGUGGUACUUGGGGUGAAGACGAUGAUACGGCUGAUUCAGCCAAUGUGUGGACCGGACCGCCUCCACAGCAACAAUGGCCUGCUGGACCGCCUCAACACGCUCAGCAAUGGGGAGUGCCUAAGAAAGAUGAUUGGAAUGCUUGGGGCGAACCCCACAGGCAGGCCGAUCCACGAUUGGACCCCCAUCGCACUCCGGACCUACGUCAGCAGUCUUCCGACCCCCGCCACGAUUUGCGCGGAGGAAUCUCUGGCCGUCUGAACGGCGACAUGUGGAGCCAGCAUCACCAACACGCCGGCGGUCCCAACAAAAUGAUGCCGGCAGGCGCUGUCAACCAGUGGGGAGCUCAGGGUCCCAAAGACACCAUGAAGGGCUCAGGCUGGGAAGAACCAUCACCCCCGGCGGCGCGGCGUGCCGCUGGCGGUUUCGAUGACGGCACGUCCCUCUGGCAGCGCAGCGGGAUGCCCGGCAUGGCUGGUCGCGGGGCUCCACAAGGCCCGCCCGUGGCACAGCGUAUACCGCCCACACCCACCAAGCCAGACGGCGUAUGGGGAGCACAUGGGCAAAGAAACGGCACCUGGGAAGAGCCUCACGCUCCAGGAUGGCCCGAGCGCGACGCGAACCCUGGAUGGCCUGAUGCGGCGGCUGGACCCGCACUGUGGUCUGUUCCGAAACAGAAACCGGGCCCGGGCGGAUGGCCCGAUGACAUUGGUGAAUGGGGUGGACCAAAGCCACCCCAGAGCGGCCCGCUUGGGAAACAGAUCCCGAAGGAACUUAUUUGGAAUAGCAAGCAAUUUAGGGUGCUCGUUGAGAUGGGUUUCAAGAAAGAGGAGGCCGAAGCCGCGCUACGUAGCCGCGACAUGAACACUGAAGAGGCUUUGGAGAUUUUAACCAGUGCUCGCGGGGAGCAAUGGCGCCGCGACGAACAGUUCCCAGGCCACCACGGACCUUUCCAACCCCCUCCUUCGGUACCAGCCGUGUCUCCGGCUGUGGUACAGAAAUUGCUGAACCAGCCACCACCUCAGGCUGUGCAGCAUCAUCAUUCUUAUCCUAACAGUGGUACCGGCAGUGGCCAACCCAGUGCAGCUCAACUACGCAUGCUCGUACAGCAAAUACAAAUGGCUGUGUCAGCCGGCUACCUCAACCAUCAAAUCCUCAACCAGCCGCUUGCUUCACAGACUUUGGUCCUGCUCAAUCAGUUAUUGCAGCAGAUCAAAGUACUGCAGCAAUUGACACAGAGUUCAUUGACCAUGUCCAAAGGCAACACGUCGCUUGCUCUGCAAUACACCAUGCAAAUUACCAAGGCCAAACAACAGAUUGCGGCUUUACAGAACCAAAUAGCGACACAGCAAGCAUUAUUCAUGAAACAGCAAGCGGGUGGUGGAGACAUCUUCAAACAAAGUCACGAUCCACUUGCUCAACUGCAGAACAAUUUUAGCGAUAUGGGUAUCGCUAAGGAGUCUCAAGGGGCCUAUGGAGCCAGUGGAAACCAACAAUCUCGUCUCAACCAGUGGAAGCUGCCUUCGUUGGACAAGGACGGCGAAGGGUCAGAGUUUAGUCGCGCUCCGGGCACUGCCAAAUCUACAACCAGCCCUCAAUUGAACCAGCUUGAUUCGACUUGGGGCGUGGGUCGCGGCGAAGGCUGGGGCGACAGCGGCGCGGACGUCGCGGACGGCAAGGACGCGUGGCCGGCGCAUCCCUCGCACCAGCCCGUCUACGACCUCGUGCCUGAGUUCGAGCCCGGGAAGCCCUGGAAGGGCAACCAGAUGAAGAGCGCGGAGGACGACCCGGCUAUGACCCCAGGCUCGGUGGUGCGCUCGCCGCUGUCGCUGGCCGCCAUCAAGGACACCGACAUGCUCGGCGGGAAGACUUCGCCCCCCGGCGAGAGGCUGCUGUCUUCCUCCACCUGGAGCUACGCCCCGCCAGCCACCAGCGCCGGUCCUGGCGUUGGUAGCGGCGGCUUGAAGGCCGGCGCUGACGCGUGGUCGGGCUCCAAGCCGCGCCCCGCGCCGCCCGGCCUCAACAAGGCGUGGCCGCAGCACAGCGCGCCGCGCGUGCCCAGCUGGCAGGCGUCCACCUGGCUGCUGUUGAAGAACCUCACUGCUCAGAUUGAUGGGUCCACUCUCAAAACACUGUGCGUUCAGCACGGCCCACUACAAAACUUCCACUUGUAUUUGAACCAGGGCUUCGCUCUCGCCCGUUACUCUACUCGUGAAGAAGCCGCUAAGGCUCAAAUGGCUCUAAACAACUGCGUGUUGAGCAACACCACUAUCUUCGCGGAGUCCCCAGCGGACUCGGACGUGCACAUGAUUCUGCAGCACCUCGGCAACGGCGGCGGCGGCGGCUGGCGCGCCGGCGGCAAGGACUGGGCCUUCCCCACUCUGUGGCCCGACCACGACCAGCGCGCCACGCCCUCCUCGCUCAACUCCUUCCUCCCGCCGGACCUACUCAGCGGUGACACCAUCUAAUUUGAACCAGUAGAUGGCGCUCUCUCGGAUUUCUAAAUUACCGACAGACGGCGCCGUUGUUUUAGUGCGCACUCGUCGCGUUGCUGAAGUUGAGCUGUUUCGCCGCCGGUUUGAAUGGACUGAUAAAUAACGAAUCCGGCGACGCUUUUAGUAUUCUACGGAGAUGUUGAAUCGUUACGAGUGCGCCCUAGAUGGUGUAGUUCGCUUCGUUGGAAGUGUACAUUUGUAAUUACGCUUUACGCCCCCGGGGGCAGACUAAUAUAAUUUAAUUCGCCUACUAGUCAGAUCGUGCCGGGCGCGCCGUACUCGCCGCAGCACGGCGCGGCCGCAGUAGCCAACUGUCCACAAUACUAUUAUCUACUGUGUUGUAAGUGUUCAUGUAGAAUAUUUAGUGUACAUAAGAAUAUACAUAUACAAGCAGACAUAUAAUGUAUCGACAGCUAUGCUAUCUAUAGAACGCGGCGGGGUCGCCGAGUGAGACCCGCUUCGCCGCCGCGACAGGACCCGCUCGACUCCUGUAUAUCUACCAAAUAAUGUAGGUACUUGUAGAGUAUUGCGUCGCGGGCUACCUCAGUCACUCGUCCCGUGGCCUUAUUUUAGUGUGUAUUUAUUUUGUUGCGCUCGAGGGCUGUUGCUGUUUCGCCCUCAGAGCUGUUGCGUUCCGAUUUUUCUUUUUUCGUGUUCGUUUUUUUUAUUUUUCUCGUUUUAUCCAUACUGAACGUAUUUUAAUUAUUUAUUCUAUUUUUGAAUUCUCACUCGCGUUAAGCUUUCGGUUUCCAAUAGUGAUAUUUUUAUUCAGCAAUAAACGUGUAAGUGCAUUUCGCUAACAAAACGUUUUAUAAUUAGUUCGUAAUUUUUAUAAAGUUAACAAAAUUUUGAAAUGAUGAGAUUCGAAGUGCAUUCUUGUAGUGGUAAAUUCCUUUUAAGCCGUAUAGUCUGAGAUGGAAAUGUUCGCGCGGCGUGGGCGACGCGGCGCCAUGUGAUGUAGUUCUUGCCUAACGUAAGGAAAUCUAUUUUGUUGACGCCCGGCCGCGCCGGCCCAGAGCCGACCUCGAAUUUCCCCAAAUUAUUUCCAGUAUUUGUGAUUCAAGUGCCACUUUAUGUUUAAUAUAUGAAUCGAUUAUCUAGAAUAUACGAUUAAUAUAAGGGUAACCUAAUAUAUUAAAUUGAAAAUUGUUUUAUCAUUUUAUAUUACAUACAUUUGUGAGAAGUGUUAUAAUAAAAGUACUAUGACAGUAAUUUAAAUAUUACACUUUUGUGUAUAGGUAAGAAUAAAGUUCUAACUUAAAUUUAGCCAUAUCAAUAUCUAUUUAAUAAAAGAUUUGUGGUAUUUUCUAUAGGCUCAAUUUGAACGUUAUUCAAAGUGACAUAUGCUUUAGAUAUUCUGUUAAUAAUAUACUUGUAGUCGUAGGAUCUGUGUCGGUAUUACAUCAUUGUAGAUAUAAGUUAGAGUGUAAGCCCUAUCGUAGGUUUCUAUAAGCAUACUGCUGAUAUUUACGGCAACGAUCGCACGUUAAAUGUUCGAAAGUUUAUUUACAUUUUUAUUUACUUUUUAAUUUAUUAAUGGUGUGCCACAGAGAUACUCUGCCAAACUAUAUCAUUACCAAUAUAUUCGGGAUAGCUGGGAAGCUGCCCGCGCCCUGACGAGACUCCGCUUUCGGUCACCGCGAUCGAUCACAAAAAGCGAAUUACUAUAAUUAUAUAAUGUACAUUUUAUCUGUAUUUCAUGCAUCUUCCAGUGAUCUUACGAUCUAAACAUAACGAUUUAGUGUUAAGUUAGGUGUAAGUGAUCGUACCUUGCCGGGCCUCGCGCUCGGAAACUCUUCACAAACUAAUGGAUUAAGUUAGGAUCGCGAUGUUGGAUAUAUUCGUGCGUUAUAAACUUUUAUCGCUUUGGACCUGUAGUAGUUCUAGUGUUAACUAAAUGUUUCGAUGUAUCAUGUGUUCAUUUAGAAACAAAAUUAGCAUUUGUCAUUACUACCUUAUUAUCUAUAGGGACCGAGUUUAUUCUAUUUACGUGAAUUGCAUGUUCUCCGUUGCCUUAGCAUGAAGUACGUUAACCACGAUUUUGUUCAACGCGGGACUUUCACUUUUUCUAUACCAAAUUUUGUAUCACAAUAGCGAAAUGGCACAAUAUAUUAAAUACACCAACUUAAUUUCGCCUUUCGACGGGGCCAUAAUUAUCGAUGUUAGAUUGCCAAAGAGUGUGUAUCAAAGAUAGAUGUCAGGAACAGCAUUGCAUCUGUGCUUGAAUGGCGUUUCUUCCAAAUUAUUGAAAUUAGUUUCGCGGUACGGGUUUUUGAUCUGAUGUUCCUAUAUCAUUCGUGUUACGUCUAUACAACAAUAGCGCACGCAUACAAACAGGCAAUGUCAAUUCUAUUGUUGUCGAGCUCAAUUUAUGUGAGGGUGUUUCUUUUUACUUGUUUAAUAAACUAAAUAAAAAACAAAAAAAAAAAAUAAAAUAAAAAAAAAAUGUUAUUUUUAAAAUGAUAUUGUUCUGUCCACCUCUACACCGAUAUUUCGAAAUGACUCGAUUUCAGUAGUUUACUGGUAUAAUGUGAAUUUAAUGCAGCAAUAAAUAUAAUUUAAUUUUUAUAUAAAUUUUCCAUUUUUAAAGUUAGACAAGCCGAGUAAACGGAAAGUAUAAUGAUCCAGUGCCCUGUAGAAUAUGUUGUCCAAUAGAAUAAAGACGAAAGAAGUCAUGCCUUGAAAUUUUUUAGUCAGUUAAUGUAAACAGUACUUAAAUAAUGGAUAUAUUAUUGUAUGGACAUAAUGUUUAGGCGUUGUGGUAUAAUGGUGUUAGGUCUUGUAGGAGCGGCGUGCAAGUCGUGUGCGUUACCGCUUGCAGAGUGCAAGCGUCGACGCUCGCGGCUGGCACGAAUGGUGACGUCAGGGCUUGCGUCUAGCGCCACCGCUAGCGUCAGCGUUUGUUCCAUCGUCAGGGUUUGCGUAUGGCACUUGUGCCAGCGUAGGUACUGCGAGCCGUUCCGACAGCAAGGUUGUGAGAGGCGGCGACCACAAGCCGCCGCGUUUUCUGAAUCUCCUCUUGGUUCAAUGACUGCAUCAUUUCCUGCACACAGUUGCGCCACGUGCAAUUUAGUCUGUGUUAUUAUUAUGUUGUUGUAUAUUUAUAUCCUACGUCUAUUCUGUAAUAUGUAUAUAUUGUGAAAUUUAUAUUCGUAAAAGAUUAAAUACGCUUCACGCUUCACUUUUAACAUUUUUCGUGACUUGUUUCUGUUAUUUAGAAUAAAUUUACGUACCUAAAAGUAAUUAUAAUAACUAUCAUAGGUGUAAAUGUAAGAAAAAUAAUAAAAAAAAAAACAAAAAAAAAUGAAAAAAAAAUAUAAAAGCAAUUAAAAUAAACCAAUGAUUGUGCCUCAAUGAACUGUGGUACGUUACCGUAACCGAUGGCAGGUGUAAUCGUUUCCUUCAAAAGUUAUGAUAAUGAAUUGUGCGCUAGGCACCGCUCGUCGCUCGUGCGUGACAUCCGUAGACAAUAUAAGGCUGCGAGCAGCGGGCCUGGGCCCUCGCCUUGUGUAAUCAUUAAUGAGCUUAGCUAUGUUUUACUUUUAUUGUAAGUGUUAUGUCAUCAAUCAGCAUUUUAUAUAAAUACCAACAUAUGUGUAAAUAAUUUUAUAUAUUUAUUUUUGGUUUUCAUGAAGUUUACCCGAAUUUAACGUUUAAUUGAGUUGAUUGCUUUUUCUUGUCAGGUACGUUAUAUAAAUCACGUUGGUUUUCAAUUAUUCCAUAACACUCCAAUGCCAAAGUCGAUGUCUAUGCCAUUAAACGACUAUUAAUGUUCUUAGAUAAUCUGCGUGGAUCUCGGACAUCACAACAAACUAUUGAUCGUACAAAUGGGAGCCAUUUAUUUUAAAAACAACCGCCGCUGAGGUCGUUGUUCCAUCCAAGCUGCUCUGGUACUUAGCUCAAGUAUUCAAAUAGUAGUUUGCUCAUAAUAUUGUUGUUAAUUUUAAUUUGUUUAUUAUCUUUAGGACGCGGCGCGCGAUCGCAGACGCCCCUCUUACGGACAGCAUUUUAAAUGUAAAAGUACUACAAGUUCAGAAACAUCGAUAAUACUGCAGUCGCGAGUCGCGCUCUAUGAUUUAUAUAAAUUCUAAAGUUAUUUUAAACGUCAAUUAGCUUGUAAUCUUGUAACGGACCAUUAUUGCGUCUUAUUGGCGGAUGACAGCGUUGCAUGCUGUCACAGUUUCACGUUCUAAUCUUGUUUGUACAGCAUAUCUCGCGAUUGUUGUCACCCUACUUGAACGCGACCUACAAUUCCAGUAUAUGAGAUCGUUUAGUUGAUACGUGUCUACUGACAACGAUUUUUAUCAUAAUUCCAAUAUAUCUAGUAGGGUGAUCACUAUAUUUUAAUAGUAUAUUACGUUGAUAUUUAUUUUAUAAUAAUCAGAAAUGCACUGUACUUUACAACCGGCACAUGUUACUUAUUUCUAUACUACACUCGGAUUUAGGGACCAAAACUUAAGGCUUAUUAUAAUUUUACGCCGAACAGUCGUUUCGAUUGAUCGAUUCAUACUAAAAGACAUUCACAUUUCCCAUUGUUAAUAUUUUUCCGUCGCAUAAAUCUUAAUGACGAAGUUAUAACUAGUGAUAGUGUACAUACAAUAUCAGGAUGGCCUUUUUAAUUUGAUAAGGUUAAAGUUUUGCUUGUUGUCUUUAUUUAUAUAUAUUUUUGUACGUUCCGUAGUUGGCGUAGUGCGUACGGAUACAAUAGCGCGUUAGGUGAUAUCGACAAAGAAACUAGUCUUCCUUAUGAGGGACGUGACGGUGGCGGAGAUGCGACGUCGGCACAAGAGGCAAUCAUUCCUCUAGUCUUGUUAUGUGGUGCGUUAAGUGAAUACCAAAUAUAAAAUAACGAAGGCUUACGUAGUGUAGAGGUUAUGAUAGACCGCCCGAGCAGCUUGGACCCUGUCAAAUGUUACAAGGGAAUGGUUGGUUAGUAUUAUUAUAAUGCAUUUAUUUCUCUUUUUAUCAUAGUCACUCAAGCAUAUAUUUUUAAUUAAUUGAGCUAAUGCCUAAAAUUGGAAUAUCAGAGUUUAUUUAGGAUGUUUAAUAUUUUACAUUUUAGUGUUUAAAUAUCUAAAAUUUACCUUAAUUAUAGUGAAUGGAUUUUUGUAUUAUUGGUAUAUAGCUGUAAGUCAAAGGGUGUUCUUGAUAACACAACUGAUUAAUACAAAAUAAAAAAAAUUGUACUGAGUGACUUUACGUGUAAACCGAGGGCCAUUGAUAAAAAUGUUGAACUAAGCUAAAUUCUCUAUAUGGUAAUUUAACUAAAUGUGAUUGCUGAGAAUAUUUUUAAACUGCUAUAUGUAUAGUUGUAGAUCAGUAAGUCGCAAUUAAUGUUCGCCUGCCAAGUACGGGUGUACUUGGGGGCGGCAUGCAUCGUGCACACCCAUGUUGCUUGCUACUCCGAGAGGCUUCACUCGGCAACCUACUACACGAACGAUUCAGUGUAACCGCAUUUGAUCCGGUCUAUCAGCAUAUAGUUAUGUAUAUAUGUAUGUGUAUCAGGGCCAACCCCCCACCCGACAGUUAAUUGAUGCAGUAGACUCACUGCUCACUAACUACAACACUGCUUCUCUAGUCUCCCUCGCAUUCAACCAUUGCUUUAAUGAGCUACGUUGACGAGCAUAAUUAACAAUCAUAUCCUAAUGACUCUAGUUUAUAUUCGUAUUAUUCUUUCAUUAGAUCUCUGUUGUACCUGUGUGAAAUUGUUUAUAAUCAAUAUUCAUGUACUGUAAGAGAACUGGUCUCGACUCGACGUCGCCGUUGCUUGAUAUUGAUAUACGUAAUCGCGUAGUACUAUACUAAUGACCAAAUGUUCCGUUCGAAAACGAUAACCUCUCAAUAUAGAUAGAUAUCUUUGUCUAUUGGCGUCAAAAAUACUCUGCGGUCUUAAAUUAGUCACUUUUGUACCUUGAUUGUACUUGAAUAAUAAUCUAGUAAGUGAGGACGACUAAUCCAAUUCUGAAAUAUACUUAAUUUAAAUUUUGACAGACUGAUAUCUGUGAUUAAGAAAAUAUUUUUAAUAUUGUCCAGUGCGUCGGAUAAAUAAUUAUUUUAUUAGAGAUUUCCUACUGCCGCCGGCACUUGUCUGUGACGAGACACAACGCUUUGUGUAUUUUUUACUUUAGUAGUGUAUCGAUGGAAACUAAUUUGAUAGAGCACGUAGCUGUGACACCCGCCAGUACGUGGGUUGAACGCGGCUAUGGGCCAGCUUUUGAACCCCACCACGUUGAGUAGCUACCUAUCCCAAUGAACGCAGAGGAAGCAAGAGUGUGUAACUGUAACGCGUUACGCGUACAGAGACUGACAUAUAAUUGAUAAAACGAAAUUGUUAUCUAUACCACCGAAGUCAUCUGAAACUUGUUUUCCUUAAUAUUUGAUCUUGAACGUUGCAUAUCGACUACAUUUCUAAUUCGAAUUAUUUUGUUGUAUUCAUAUCCGUAAAUCCCAUAUGAAUUAAGUUAAAUAUAAAAAUCUUAAGUUAUCAUAAUAAUUGAAACUAAAUUGAAUGCCUGUAGUGUCGUAGUGAGUGACAUCUCUAAAUUAAAUAGAGAAAUACAAAAUUGGCGUUGUUAAUAAAUGAAAGUAAUAUUUUUCGGUACCACCUUUGAGUUAAAGUACAACGUAGUUAUAAAUGUUUCAUUGACGUAUGUAUUCAUUGUAACAAUAUCAGGAUAAUGCUAAUCGAUAAGUUAGAGUAGGAAUAAGCUGUCUCGUCUCACAUUACACCAAUUAAUAAUUAUUCUCCUCGAUAUUUGUAUUGGAACACUUAUGUAAUAGGCAGAUACUAAAUUAUUCAUAAUUAUAUCAAUAGGCUAAAAAUUAAAAAGUUUUUCUGUGCAUCUGUGAUGGGAAAAUUUUAUUCUAGAAAACUAAGUAUUACCGAGCUGAGGGUCGCACGUACUAGUUUCUCGCCGUUGUGGAAGAUACUGCUAACAAAUACUCAAUAGUAUGUCUUUUGCUAACGAACGAGGAAUGAAGUCUUAUGGUACUAUAUUCAGGGACCCGAGGUUCAAUGUGACUUUAAAAGUUGAACUUUUCAGUCUUUUCGCGCAAAGGGUUGUGUAUUAUUUUUAUGUAGUACAAAUGUGUUCGCAAUUUGAUUGCUGCUGUAGUGUUCCUUAUGUUCUUAUUCAAAUUUGUUGGAUAUUUUUUGGAAAGAUAAAUAAUAGUAUUUUCUCAAUGUCUAAAUUGUAAUUGUAAUGGUCUUAAAAUACGAGGCAUGCGUAAUCUUUGUCAUAGUUUUGUAUGAUCGGCUGCCUUAAUAGUAAUACGUGUAUCAAUCUGUAACCAUCCUCUACGUAAGUUCCGUAGGCGAUUCUAUGUAGCUGCGGAGUCGCCUGUGAUCCGUCACGUACCAAAUAAUAGAGUAGCGGGGUUAAGCGUCACGGUGGGCCAGGGAAUACGACCGAUGUAAUUUCCAUAGAAAAAAUACGCGCACCAAACGCAAUUGAUUUGAAUUCUCGAGACUUCAAAAGUUAACGAUAUCAAAUAUCAUCUAUCACCAGUGGGCGUAUUUUUUCUUUGGAAAUUACAACCGGCUGUUUUGACAGCAGCGAGUGUUGGUCCUGCGAGCCGGAUCGCUGGCAACCGCGGCGCCGUCGCAGCGGUUCAAGUUCUUUAUCUAUUACCUCAUUCAUUAACCUCACAUAGUGUCUCCUAUAUAUCAGACUAUUUCUCUGUACUUAUCACGCGCACUGCACUGUUAUUUGGUACACAUAAAAUUUUCUUAAGUUAAUUUAAGGUAUUUAUCGUGAAUUUUAACAGUGUAUCAAAUAGUCCAUAUAUUUUCCUGUUAUUUUUCUGAGACUAAAAGCAAUGUAUUUUACAAACAAAACAGGAGAACAAUAAUUAUUAUGUAAGUGUAACAGUUAGUGAAUUUAAGUGUGCUAUUUUUCAUUCCAGAACUCAACGAUAUCAAUGUUCUUGUAAUACUUAUGUUCGGGUUUAAAAAGAUGUUAUUAUAAUUGUAUAAUUAAACUAAACCUUAUGUGAUUGAAAUGCAAUGUUUAGAAGUAUUUUAUUCUUUAUUUUUUACCAUUAAUUAAUAAAUAGUUAGUAGAGAUCUAUUUGAGAGUCUAAUGUAUCAAUUAUUUGUAAAGUUGGCUGUAACUAAUUAGAAGUUACAAUAAGUAGACAUAUUUUAAUAUAAAACAUUUGGAGCAAAUUUUAUGUAGAUGACAAAUAGUUGUUUUGAUCAUUAUGUGAAGUGUUGUAUCGUAUUGUAUCGUAUCGUAUCGUUAGCGCAAUGUGUACGCACAACGGUGAGGCGGGCCUCGGCGCGGGCCGCAGCGGGCGCCGGGGCUGGUAGACCCUCGACACUCACUGCACAGCACUGCUAGAAUAAUUCAGUUAUUGCGUAAGGAUAUUUUUCUUACAUCUCGAUAAGAAUAAUGUUUAUAGUAUAGGCAAUAAAUAAUAUUUAACAAAAAGUCCCUAUGUAAUCGAACUGACGACAGAAACGCAUGUUAUAUUUGUGGCCUCUUUAUGAAUAAGAUCUAAGUUACAUGUUAAAGAAAAUUAAUUUUGCUAUGCACAGAAAUGAUACUCAAUUAAUUGCCAAAAAGUUAUAUGUAUAUUCAUAGUUCAACAAUAUUUCUUUUGGGCAUAUUUACUUUGAAUUUAUGCAAAAAUUAGAUUAUGAAUAAGUAGGUUGUAGAAUUAUAUGUAGAGUGGGUUGCAUAUUAUAUCUAUAUAUUUAACGUAAGGUGAAUUUGAGAGCUAUCAAUUUCUUGUAUUGUUCAUAAGUUUAGAUAAUAAAUGGGUUUAGCCAUACUUCGGCUGGUUUGAUAUGUAUGUUAUCUGAUUAAUUGUAAAA
Messenger RNA from Amyelois transitella, 13176 nucleotides. It is a transcript of the gene gw, whose product is annotated as protein Gawky. Gene Ontology annotation, molecular function: RNA binding; protein binding. The record is from RefSeq and is a predicted model, not a curated record. Gene Ontology annotation, cellular component: nucleoplasm; P-body. Gene Ontology annotation, biological process: positive regulation of nuclear-transcribed mRNA poly(A) tail shortening; miRNA-mediated gene silencing by inhibition of translation. The coding region runs from base 465 to 4331 and encodes 1288 amino acids. NCBI's taxonomy places the organism in Eukaryota, Metazoa, Arthropoda, Insecta, Lepidoptera, Pyralidae. The transcript has 18 exons.